Penicillium chermesinum is the source of this 1554-nucleotide messenger RNA. RefSeq names its product cytochrome P450. The coding region runs from base 1 to 1554 and encodes 517 amino acids. Gene Ontology annotation, molecular function: iron ion binding; monooxygenase activity; heme binding. NCBI's taxonomy places the organism in Eukaryota, Fungi, Ascomycota, Eurotiomycetes, Eurotiales, Aspergillaceae. The transcript is spliced from 4 exons. The record is from RefSeq and is a predicted model, not a curated record.
AUGAGUUUGCGGCUCGCGACCUUGCUGGCCAUAGUCGUGGUGUUACUCGGCAUUGGCAAGGCUAUCUAUCGUUUAUACUUCCAUCCUCUAUCGAAAUACCCCGGCCCUCGAUUGGGCGCGAUUACGCGGUGGUACGCAGCGUACUACGCAUGGCGAGGAGACUUGCAUUUGAAGAAUCGCCAAUGGCAUGAACAAUAUGGCGAGGUUGUGCGCUUCGCACCCAAUGCGCUCUGUUUCAACACUCACACUGCGAUGAACACAAUUUAUAGCACGCGCGCAAAUGUCCAAAAGUCUGAGGGGUAUCUCUCGUUCAGCAACAGCCGGAGGACUCCAAAUACAAUUACUGCGAUUGAUAAAAACGUACACGCUUUCAAGCGACGCAUCCUGACCCAGGUAUAUUCCGAGAAGGGGAUGCGCACGAUCGAAGAACGGUAUUUGAUCAACAUUCGCGAUUUCAUAUCACUCAUUGGUCCGGAGGAUACACCCAUCACCAAGAAUUGUACAGGAGAAUGGGGAGAGACGAAAGAUGUGGGAGUGAUGUGUAACUGGUUGGCGAUGGAUAUCAUUACAGGCCUCAGCUUCGGCGAAGACUUCAAUCUGCUGCAUUCGCCUACACUACGCUACUUGCCAUCUGUGGUGCAGAAAAUUGCCCAGAUGAACAUGAUUAGCAUCGUCCAGCCCAGCUUCUUCAACCACAAAAUCAACCGCAUCUUCAUGUGGUCGAAACUGCGCGACAUCUUGAAUGCGGGAACAUUCAUGAAAAGCCGCUGCAUUGCACGCCAGGAACUCGGUAAUACGAUCGAACAGAAGGAUAUCUUCUAUAUCAUGGAGAACACGACAGACCCGAAAACCGGCAUGUUCUUCUCCCCAAAAGAUCUAUGGCUGGAGUCGAUGCUCCUGCUCGUCGCAGGCUCCGACACAACCUCAGUAGCCAUGAGCGCCACGUUCUUCUUCCUAGCCCACCAUACCGACGCCCUGGCCCGCGUGAUCCGUGAGAUACGUGCAAGCUUCGCGAACGAGGAAGAGAUCCGCAUGGGCCACCGGCUCAACGACUGCACAUUCCUAGCAGCCUGUAUCAAUGAGACAAUGCGGCUCGUUCCAUCAGUAUCCAACAUGCCCCCUCGAGACGCCCUGGACGGCGGCCUCGUAGUGGACGGCAACUACAUAUCGCAGGGAACGACCGUCGGCACCACGAUCUACGCGAUUCAGCGCAACCCACGCUACUUCCCCCGCCCCGACGAAUUUCGCCCCGAGCGCUGGAUCCCAGACGCCAAGACAGGCGUGGACGAGGAGAGUGUCAAGAUGGCCAAACAAGGCUUCUGCCCCUUUAGCAUCGGACCGAGGUCGUGCGUGGGAUGGAGGCUCGCUUGGGUAGAGCUGACUGUGACCGUUGCUCGUGCCUUGUACAAAUACGACAUGCGAUUGGCGCCAGAAGCGCCCUGUUGCGGUGGCCAGCGGAAGGAUUGUGAAUACGAAUUUAAGGGGUUUAUGACGUCCAGCGUGGAUGGACCCUUAGUGCAAUUUCGGCUGCGCGGAGUUUCGGACUUGGUAUAG